ACUUGCUCUCCGGAGCAGAGUGGUCAGAGCCAGGCCAGAGCCGCCUGCUGACGGGGGCAUUUUGACAACAGAUCCGCAGCUGGGCUGGCCCAGGCCAGGCCUCUUACCCAGCGGGGCUGGGCUAAAGGGACAGGGACGAAAAGGUGACUUUAGUGAGGACCAGGCCUUGAAGAUUUGGACCUGCACUGACCGUCCUGGGUACCUGCUGCUGGGGCUGGCAGCUGAAGGCUUCAGGGAGCCCUGACCUAGGGACGUGUCAAUGGCCCUGGGAGAAGACAAGGCAGAGCUGGAGGCCUCCAUGGACACAAAGGCCCCAGCCUGUGGGAGGUGGCGCUGCGGGGAGCCGGAGGUGGACGUCCCUGGGCCUGUGAGUGGGGAGCAGCCACCACGUCUGGAAGCGGAGGGAGAGCCCGCCUCCCCUGUGUGGAGGGCAGAGGGCCUAUCUGCCCCCACCUGUUGCCCCUCCGGAGUCUGCCAGCCACAGGCCAGCAACGCCAGCAGGGAGCCGGUCGCGGGUGCAUCUGAGCGUGCGCUCGGUUGCCUGCUUCCUCCUGCCCGUGUGGACGCUGGAGAUCUGCAUUCUGUGGGAAGUCAGGUAGCUACCAAGAUGGAGGACACCAAUCUUUCUGCCUCAGAGGAGCUACCUCAGACUGUGGCCGUUCCCAGAGCCACAGCUCUUUGCUCAGGACAUGAUGCAGAUACUGAAGACGAUCCAUCCCCAGUGGAGUCACCUCCAGUGCUGGACCUCAGCCAACAGCCUCACAUCUCAGGUUUCCCUUUCUCGUCAAAGUGGAGGUCCACAGUGAGCCCAGGGUCCGCUGCUCCUCAGUUUGCCAGCUGCAGUGCCCCUGCCUCAUCCCCUGGCAGCAGUUUCCAGGGUCGCCAAGAGAAGGCAGAGCCUCAGAGUUGCUCCCUCGCCAAGGUCUCCUCCUCCCUGGAGCUGGUCGGCCCAGAGUCGGCCCCCUCUGUGGUAGGGCCAGGGCCUCAGCUCCAGUGGCCCCCACAGCCUGUGUCCUCUGGGGCCGAUGCUCCUGGGCUGAGCAGGGGACGCCUAUCCUUCCAAGCCGAGUACUGGGCCUGCGUGCUGCCAGAUUCCCUGCCCCCUUCCCCUGACCGCCGCUCCCCACUGUGGAACCCAAAUAAAGAGUACGAAGACCUGCUGGACUACACUUACCCACUUAGGCCCAGGCCUCGGCUCCCAAAGCACAUUGACAGCCACGUGCUGGCUGACCCUGUCCUGCAGGACUCAGGUAUAGACCUGGAUAGCUUUUCUGCCUCCCCAGCAAGCACUCUCAAGUCACCCACUAAUGUUUCUCACAGUUGCCCACCAGCGGAGGCCACUGCCCUGCCAUUCUCUGGGCCCCAAGAGCCAAGCCUUCAGCGGUGGCACUCUGGAAUACUCCAGGAGCAGGGUGGCGUGGGGUUGGCAUCUUGUAGCCAGCUCGCAUCUACACCCAGGGCCGCAGGCAGUAGGGACAGUCCUUGGAAGAGUAGAGAGCCAGCCCCGAGGGGCGUGAAGAGCUGGCGGCCCAUGGGCAAGCCCCUCGAGGUGAGGCCUCCCCAGCUGAGGACAUGGGACAGAGGGCAGCCCUCAUCCAGGCCAGAAAGAGAGAAGGGAGCUAGCUGGGGUAUCCAGCGCCCUGCCUGCGUGGAGUCGGGAUGGAAACCAGGAGAGGAGUUGGAAAGUGACGACGAGUAUCUUGCCCUGCCCACGCGGCUGACACAGGUUUCUAGCUUGGUUUCCUAUCUAGGUUCCAUUCCCACUUUGGUGACCCUGCCAGCUGGGGCUGCCGAAGGUCAGAGCUCCCUGGAUGUGUCGGACAGUGAUGGGCCCACUUCCUUCCCAUCGGACUCCAGCCAAAGCCAGCUUCCCUCCGGGGCUACUGUCAGAGGGCCUGGGGGGCAGAACCACUGUUUGCUGCGCUCCUUCAUCCACGCGAGGGACUCGGCAGGGGACGGCAGUCUUGUGAGCAGCCAGGCGCUGGAGGUCUCUGGACUGCUGAGGACACGCCCUUCCUUGCCAAUUCUUUUGGACCCAGAUUCUAAAGGGCAGUCUCCCAGGAGAGGAAGAGAGGAGGGAAAAGAUUCACUCAUGCAGUGUGUGAAGACGUUUUGCUGUCAGCUAGAAGAGCUGAUCCACUGGCUGUAUAACGUAGCAGAUGUUACCGACCACUGGACUCCACCCAGGUCCAGUCUCGCAGGUCUCAAGUCUUCCCUGCAGCUUUACCGGCAAUUUAAGAAAGAUAUAGAUGAACACCAGUCCCUGACGGAGAACGUCUUACAGAAAGGGGAGAUUCUUCUUCAGUGCCUGUUGGAUAACACCCCAGUGUUAAAGGAUGUUCUCAGGAGGAUCGCAAAGCAGCCCAGCGAGCUGGAGAGCCAUGCGGAUCACUUGUAUGACACUCUCUUAGCCUCUGUGGACAUGCUGGCUGGUUGCACCCUCAUCCCUGACAACACACCGAUGGCACACAGGAGUGCUGAUGUGACUGGGAUGAGCCUGGCGUCUUCUCAGGCAGAGAUGUAACCUGUUUCCCAAAACUUGACUGGUGGGAAACUUUCAGGAAGUCCUAGUAAGAGCCAUUUAACGUUGAUAUUAAGGGGGAAACUUAAUGUACUAGCUUUAAAAUGCCUUUCUCUUCCCUGAAGUAAGGGGCUACUGAGUUACCAUUUUUAUUUAAAAUGAAUCCUUCCAAACUAAGAUUCCUUUGGUGCUUCUCUGCGAAGAGCAUGUGACUUUGCCGUUUUUGAUAAAAUAAUGCUCAAAGGCUUAUAUGUCCUUCCUCCCUCCUCUACCUAAUUAAAAAGAGCAGACUGAGCUCUUAAACUAGUCCACGUGCUGAGAUCAUUUAAAUGCUCAGUACUCUCAGGCAUAUACAUAGAAAAGGACCUAAGAGACUGGAAAAAAAGUGAAUGGUUGGCCAGGAACUUGGGUCUUUUAAUAAAACAAAGCUUAGACUUAUAAUCUCUUUGAAGAUUUUUAGAAGAAACUUUAACUCACCAAAUUCUUAAGACGGUUCUGAAUGACUAGGACCUCUACAAAUCAGCCUGGGCUGUCAGGACCUUCUGUCAUCUUCAGGGCUUAGGGGUCCAUCUCCCUGCCUAACUGUCUUAAAAGAAAAAGCGCAGGAACUUUGGGAGGUGCUAUGGAGCUUCAGCGAGGGUCCCUCUAGGAGGAUGCACGCCUCCAUUCUAGUCUGGUGUGGAAGAGUAAGUCCAAGGCUGGGGAAGGGAAGGGCAUGGACUAUCCAAGGCUGUCAAUAAUGAAGGAAAAAAGGGAAAUUUUUUGUUGCUUGGGAGUUGACCUACUCAUAGAAAUAAAUCUACAGAUUAACCACUGAAAGUAUCAAUUCUGUAGCUUUUUAAAGCAAAAUGAUCACCUGUUGCUGGUGUAACCACUGAUCCUGCAGAAACAAAAAUCACUUAGUUUCUAUUGAGCCAUAAACGAACAUGGAGAGAGGAAAGCACAUUUCUCCCCUUUAUUUUUGGUAUUACAGUAAAGCUAAGACUUAAAGGGUCUUCAUACUUACGAGAUAAGCACUUAAAGACCCUUUUUCAGACUUCCAGAUUCUCAUUUGAGGAAGGUGCUUAAAAAAGUAUCUUCUAAGUUUAUAAAGAGAUGAGCAAGUCAUCUUUAACCAAAAAAAAAGGGUGAUGUUGAAGCAGUUACUUAUAAGCAGACUUCUGAUUUCCCCUCAGAACAAAACAUUUAAGACUUUAAGACUUUAAUUUUGGAGGCUGAGCCACAUUUUUUUUUUCUUUUAAAUCCCCACCAGAGGACUAUUUUUCCCCCCAUUGCUUUGGGGGGGGGGGGAACGCAUCAAUAUAAAAAUGAAAUAUCAAUUGGUCACUUUCUUGUACCUUCUCCAACUGGGAAUCGAGCCCACAACCUUUCAGUCUCUGGAAUGAUGCUCCAACCGAGCCACACCGGCCAGGGUUGAGCCACAUAAUCUUACCAUCUCACCCACCUCCAUAUGAACUUAAGUUCUAUUGUUAAAUGUUUCUGCUUUAGAAUUUCUAAGACUUCAUAGUCACUGGAAAAUUAUAUUAAGUUCAGUAGUAGAUAUAUAAAAGUCAGUAUUUCAAGUGCCUGCUGCUGCUGUGGUAUCAUUUACCAUAAUGCUUAAGGGCAUGAUCAGAAUUAAAACCCUGUAUUAAGAUUCUGCCCAUAACCUUGAUUCUAGACACAGACUUUAAUAGACAGAACGCCUCCUUGGCAAGUAGCUGUAAAUGUAAAAUAUUCUUAACAGCCUAGAACUGGUUAAAAAGGCAGUUAUAUCUAAUAGCCUCUGUUUUUAAGUUGAUGUAUUUUUACCUUCUCUUUGAUGUGGCUAUAAAUUGGUACAUGCCUUUCCACUGAGUAUGAAUUAGGAGUUAAACCUAGUUAUUUACUAGUAUUUGAUAGGCAUGAAAGAAAGUCGAUUGGUUAGCAAAGAAAAACUGAACAUGACAACGCUAUAGAAACAACUGGCCAUUGUUACCGUAACUGAAUGCUGCAUAUGCCAUUCUAUUCCCAUUCAACCUAGUAAAUGUAAUGACAGGAAUUUUCAGAGUGUUUUAUUUCAAAUACCCCAUUUCCCAAGAAAGUACUACUUUACCUAGAGAUGAACUCAAGAUUUUUGUUCAUCUCCUUUGAAAUAAGGUGUGACUGAAGGGUGCUUAUUCUGGACUUAGCUGUGAAUGCCAUGGAAGAGUAUCAACACAGCUGCUAAUUUCAUCUUCAGCAGUGCUAUAAAAAGUUGAAGACCUUCCUUUAAACUGAAGCUGACACUGUUUCAGCCUAGGAAGAUGUCAGCAGCAUUUCCAUGAGCAAACAUGGCCAGGUUGAUUCAAGGAGCCUGGCUGGCCAGUACACAUUGUUACACAUUAUUAGCCUUAAAGACACCAGUGGUAUACAGUGACCUAAGUGUGGUAAUGAAAUGCCAACUUUACUUGUAGUAAAAUUUCCUAGUAAUCCCUUUAAAUAAAUAGAAUUUAAAUCCACCAGGAAGUUGCAGUACUAGGGGCCGUAUUGGCAGUUUCAAGAUCUGAGUUCUUACUGCAGCUCCAUGGCUAAACUGCAAAUUGGAGACAGUGUCAACACAGGGCUGUUUUGAGGCUUACAUGGGAAAUAAAGAGAAGGGUUGAUGUAAAAUACAUCAUGCAGUGGCAACAUGUAUGUAUGGUAAAGGAAAAUUCAACCAAAUGACAAAGGAUAGAAAGUCACUGCUCAGACCAGAACGGCUGUCAUUGUGCACGGACUUCUCAAACUAAACUGCUUAGGUUUAACUUACUCUUCUGUAAGCUGAUUCAUGGCAGCAACUUAACAUAUACAAUACAAGUGAUAGUUUUCUUUUAUUAAGUGAACAGAUUGUUGAAGCAGACAGUAGCCUUGAAAUGUGUGUACUUGAAA
Pteronotus mesoamericanus is the source of this 5389-nucleotide messenger RNA. RefSeq names its product centrosomal protein 68 (gene CEP68). The transcript is spliced from 7 exons. The coding region runs from base 260 to 2524 and encodes 754 amino acids. The record is from RefSeq and is a predicted model, not a curated record. NCBI's taxonomy places the organism in Eukaryota, Metazoa, Chordata, Mammalia, Chiroptera, Mormoopidae.